Messenger RNA from Monosiga brevicollis MX1, 1758 nucleotides. RefSeq lists its product as uncharacterized. The transcript has 4 exons. Lineage: Eukaryota; Choanoflagellata; Craspedida; Salpingoecidae. The coding region runs from base 1 to 1758 and encodes 585 amino acids. The record is from RefSeq and is a predicted model, not a curated record.
AUGGCUGCAGCACCUCCUCCCCUCGCCGCUGGACUGGUAUCGACGAGCGCGACGCAGCAAGUGAUUGUGCAGUGCGGCCGGUCGCUCGUUUCCGCGGAUGCGGGCCCCACGGACAAGACAAAACAUGAAAGUGCCGAUUCAUUGGACAGGAUUGAAUCCGAGCAAGCUCCACAUUGGGCUCUGUUCCGCUGGCAGCUUGGCCUUUUUCGCUCUCCCAUCACGCAAGUCGCCUGCGGAGAGGGUCACGCCCUCUUCCUCACAGAGGUUGUAUGGAGCUGUGGUAACAACGAGGAAUUUCAGCUGGGCCGCAUCGCCCAGGCCAUUGAUGCUCAGCGACUGCUCCCCGUGGACCUGCCGAGCAAGCUCAAAGGCACCAUCGUGGAUUUAGCUGCAGGCGCAGAACACUCGGCUUUUGUUACCGCCUCGGGCCAGCUCAUCACCUGGGGUGGCAACGACUACGGUCAACUGGGUCGAGGCACCAAGUGCAAACCAGUGCCAGCCAUCGUCAAAGGCAAACAAGUCUUUACGCGCGUGGCAGCUGGCAACUACCAUUCGGCGGCGCUGACCGACGUGGGUACCCUCUACACGUGGGGCGAAGCCGAAGCCGGCAAGCUAGGUCAAAACACCGACGACGACGUUGCGACACCCAAACCGGCUGUGCUUCCAAACACAUGGAGCCGUGGGCUGGCAGUGGCGUGCACUGCCAACUCCACCACAGUGCUUGACGAUGCUGGUCGCUUGUGGAGCUGUGGAGACAACAGUGAAGGCCAAGCCGGGCACCCGCGGCAGCAGGCGCAGGUCUCUCAGCUGACAGAAAUGGAAAUUCUUCCCACCAAAGGCAUCGCCACCCCGACCGUCUUCACGCACGUCGCUUGUGGCGAGAGUCAUGUUGUGGCGCUCACCAAUGAAGGCCAUGCGUGGACCUGUGGGUCCUCCCGCUACGGCAUGCUUGGACAUCGCAAGCUCUUGGAUGACGUUUUUGCCUUGCGACGAUUGAGUCCCUUGCAAGAAGCCUCACUUUCGGCCCGCCUCAUUGCUGCCGGCAGCAGCACCACCCUCAUCAUCGUGGACGCUCCGCUUCCCACACCACCCCCAAGGAAGCCCGUGCUGACGGAGAAACCUGUGCAGUCCUCCAUAAACGUACCACCCACGGCCGUCGCUUCCCAGGGUGUUGCCCCUGCACCGCGCUCGCCACGCAAGUGGACCGAUGGCUCAAGCGACGAAGAGGAUCCCCCUUCCGGCGAUGAGAGCAAAACGCUUGCGCCAGGAACAAUAGUUGGUGGCGUGCCACAAAGCCAGGUUCAACCUCGAGCUCAACGCCGUCGUCGCCCACCCUCAACCACAGAUGCAUCCGCCCCGCCCCGCCAGAUUGCGGUCGUGGGUGCCGCCACGGGACCCGCCCCAACAGUGGCAGCUGCGCUGCAACCCGUGGCAGAUGCGCCGCCAGCCGAUUCCACAGACGCGGACGAGAGUCUGGCGCCCAUCAGUCCCCGCGGCUCAGGACGCUUGAGCACGGCUCGGCAAAAUCGGCGUCAGGCGCGCCUGGCCCAUGGCUCCGCCCUACCCCCUAUUCGUGGUGCACCUGCAGGCGUUGGCGUUGCUUGGGCUGACCCGCAUCCAGGUCUCACCCCUUCAGAAACUCCUGUGCUACCAGUCGGCUCGGACAGGUGUGUUCUGCGCUCUGUCCCCGCCCUGUCUCGUGAAAUGGGCUGGUGGGCGUGCUGGUAUACCCCUCAUACUGGUGUGGUACAAACCUAG